ACGUGCUGUAUUAAUAAUUUUAAAAAUAAAAACAUUAAUUAAAUUUUCAAUUGAAUAGCAAAUAAUUUAUUAUUUUUUUACAUAACAAAAAUCAUAUUAAAAAAAAUUAAAAAAUAAAAUAAUGUCUGGUUUUGGUCGUCGACCUAACUAUCAUCUCAUAAGACCAUCGACGGUAAUAACAUCGUCAGACACAAUGCGGCCAUCGUUGACGACUACCAGCAGUAUCGGCGGUGGCGGUGACCGCAGCGACCAACAUAGCUGGCGGACAACAGCGGGAAGAGAGCCGUUUAGGCCAAAGGCUGGCUUAGUUACCGCUGGUGCCGAUACCGAUGACAACCGAAUGUCGGUUAUCAAAGGUCUGGACACUAGCCGUGACAGGGAUGAGCUGACAGCCGUUCGCCGACUGGUUAGGCAGUGGUCUGAUCCGAAAUUAAGUGAAUAUUUUGUCCAAUCGGUUACCGGUAAUAUCAAAGGCCGUUACGCUAGCUGUAAGGUUAACCUGUUUGUAACGGCCGCCAGUCCGGCAGCCAAUCGGCUGCUACUUCAGGCUGCAGAUAAGUAUAUCAAUAAUAGUAACGGUGGCGGAACUGCUAUCAAAUGGGAGGCAUACAAGAGCCGACAGCGACAGCAACCGCCACCAGUACCGGCUGGCCAUAGGACUGGACAUCACGGGACUGGUCAUCAUCACCAGCAGCAGCAGCAGCUCUUUCGCGGUAACGAUGACGGCUCGCAUACGGCUGGCAAUUGUAAAUCGGUAAUCAAAGGAUUGGACACCAGAGGUGUCCGUAAUUUGACUGAUUAUGUCCGCCAGUUGGUCGACAUCUGGAACGAUGGGACAGUUAGCGGCCGUUUGAUUUCAAAAGUAGAGACCAAUACCCGCGGACAUGGACCCGACGUUCUGGACGGUAAAGUCAACUUGUUUGUAACGGCUGUAUCGAGUGAGGCCAGCCGUGCGCUGGUAGUGGCCGCCAAACGCAACGGUAUUCAAUGGAUAAAGUAUAUGAGCAGUGGUGGCGGAGGCGGCAGACAUACCCGUAGUAACAGUGAUAGUCGUUCAGUGAUCACCAAUGAUGACGACAACGACGACUUUAGCGAUAAUAAUGAUGUCGAUGAUAGUGAUGACGAUUCAUCAUCAUUAUCAUCAUCAUUGGCCAAUCAAUAUCAUCCAGGUGCCAGACAACGACCGACACCACCACAAUCACUAUUCAAUCAACAAAAUCAACAAAAAAUUAAAAGCAAUUUUGAUAGGAAUAGAGUCGCCAAACAAUUAGGAAAUAAAUCGCUUAGUGAGUUUGUCUAUUGUAAGCUAUGUCUGGAUCAGCGGCCCACUGAUGAGUGCCAACAGUUUGGCACCGCCGGCGGCGGCGACUGUCGACACGUAUUUUGUCGGGAAUGUUUGUCCCAGUAUUUGGACACUCAGAUAACGGAUGGUCUCAUACAUCAUAUCAAAUGUCCGGACGACCAGUGCACGGCUGAGGCCGCCUACGAAUUGGUUUGCAAACUGUUGAGCCGUAAAUCGCUGGUCAGAUAUCAUAAACUGUUGCUCAAGAAAACUGUGGAAACUAUGGAUGAUAUAGCCUAUUGUCCCAAAUGUAACGAUUCGGUUGAGAUCGACACCAACCGAAAGUAUGGCUACUGUGAACAAUGCGAACACCCAUUUUGUACGGGUUGUCGACGAAAAUAUCACGGCUCGCAAAGCGCGUGCAUCGACAAUGACCGGGCGCUUAGGCAACGGGCGGCCGAAAUCCAAGAGUCCGAGAGCUAUAUUAACGCACAUUUCAAGCACUGCCCUAAAUGUGAUAUACCCUGUGAGAAAAUUGAUGGUUGCAAUCAUAUGCAAUGUAAAAUGUGCAUGGUACAUUUUUGUUGGCUAUGUUUGAUGGAUAUUACCGAUAAUGAUGAGAUACAACAACAACACUGGAGGGCUAAAUGUAAACUAUUUGAAUACGAAUCGGAUUAA
This is a messenger RNA of Oppia nitens, 1960 nucleotides long. RefSeq lists its product as uncharacterized. NCBI's taxonomy places the organism in Eukaryota, Metazoa, Arthropoda, Arachnida, Sarcoptiformes, Oppiidae. Gene Ontology annotation, biological process: protein polyubiquitination; positive regulation of proteasomal ubiquitin-dependent protein catabolic process; ubiquitin-dependent protein catabolic process. Bases 122 to 1960 code for a protein of 612 amino acids. Gene Ontology annotation, molecular function: zinc ion binding; ubiquitin protein ligase activity; ubiquitin conjugating enzyme binding. Gene Ontology annotation, cellular component: cytoplasm; ubiquitin ligase complex. The transcript is spliced from 6 exons. The record is from RefSeq and is a predicted model, not a curated record.